GUGGACAGGGUGUCUACAGUUUUAAUUUACAGUAAAAUAUUCCGCUUAAUCUUGAGUUUGACAGCUUUCUGCUGGAUCUGUCUGAGUCUACAUGCUUUGCUCAGUCCUGCUUCAGUAACCCAUCCCUCGGGCAGACCUUUGAACUAUAGGAAGUUUGUAUCUGUAGGUGUAAAAAAAAAAAAAAAAAAAAAAACCACGAGUCCUUAUAAGGAAAAUGCGUAUCCGGGGCGUGAUCGUCGCGGAGCCCAGCCUUUUGACAGGCGCGGAGGAUUCAUUUGGUCUCCAUAAACACAUGAAACAAUGAUCAGGAUGGAACACGUCUGGAGGAGAAUCGCCUUUGCUAUAAUAGUUAUCUCCGACAGGAUCAUCCAAUCACAGUCCUACAACGUUGGCACCUCGGGAGCGACGAUUUUCAGCGGCCCAGCUUCAGAAGAGUUCGGCUACACAGUUCAACAAGCAACAAACGCUCAGGGCAAAUGGCUCCUGGUUGGUGCUCCUUGGAGCGGAAACAGGAAGGGGGACGUUUACAAGUGUCCAGUCUUAGGUUCCAGUAACACUUGUAAUAAGCUCAACCUUCAAGGUAAAGUCCAGCGUUUCGUUCAACCUCUAUCCUCUCUACUGAACUCUAGCCCUGAAUUUUAAAUGGUACUCUUAAAACACCCAUAACCUUUCGUUGGAUGUUUCCUUUUAAAGAAA
Molecule: messenger RNA, 696 nt
Organism: Fundulus heteroclitus (mummichog)
Lineage: Eukaryota; Metazoa; Chordata; Actinopteri; Cyprinodontiformes; Fundulidae
Product: integrin alpha-2-like
Exons: 3
Coding region: 301-642 (113 amino acids)
Biological process (GO): cell-cell adhesion; cell adhesion mediated by integrin; cell-matrix adhesion
Cellular component (GO): external side of plasma membrane; integrin complex
Molecular function (GO): integrin binding
Source: RefSeq, a predicted model, not a curated record